Haplochromis burtoni (Burton's mouthbrooder) is the source of this 1315-nucleotide messenger RNA. Its product is annotated as heat shock protein beta-1. The record is from RefSeq and is a predicted model, not a curated record. Bases 220 to 1173 code for a protein of 317 amino acids. Gene Ontology annotation, biological process: protein refolding; response to heat. Lineage: Eukaryota; Metazoa; Chordata; Actinopteri; Cichliformes; Cichlidae. The transcript has 4 exons. Gene Ontology annotation, molecular function: protein folding chaperone.
GCUUAAUAAGUGCUAAAAUGGACAGGAGCACUAUAUAAACCCCCUCUGAGUUUUCUGUGUCUCAUCACACUUUGCUUUUAUCCUUCCCUUGUCCUUUAAGCAGAUUUUAAUUGCUGGAAUUUCACUGAUUUAGCCUCAGGAGUUCAUAAUUUACUGGCUAACUAUCAUCAGAAGAAAUCUGCUGUGUCCUUUUUAAAAUCUUCUUUCAUUUCUCAAAAUAUGAGCGAACAGGUCAAAGCAGACACAUCGUGUGGGGAGUACAGCAGGGGUGCCCCUUGGUACCCCUUGAGAAAGUGGUGGCAUUUGAGCCAGCUUUUCAGUCAGGAUGCUGGCCUGCCAUCUUUCCUGGAGUCAGGGGAUGCUCGCUGGAUGGAUGUGGACUGGUUGCAGAGGAGUUUGGCAGCCUGCUCCUGGCCAGGGUACAUACCCGCUCCGCUGUUUGUGCCCUACAUCUCUGGGUCGAUGCAUCAUCCAAGCCAGACGAUUAGUAAGUGGAGGGUCAUCAUGGAUGUGGCUCACUUCACCCCCUCAGAGAUUUCUCUCAGCAUCAGAGAUGGAUUCCUGGAAGUCAGAGGGAAGCACGAGGAGAGGCCAGACGAGCAUGGAUUCAUUGCCAGAUGUUUUACAAGGAAGUACAGGCUCCCAGUGGAGAUGGAUGCUACCAAAAUCUCAUCCACAUUUUCUGUGGAUGGUUUUCUGAACGUGGAAGCUCCAGUUCCCGAAACUUCUGUCCCUGCUACAAUCCCCAUUCCCAUAAAGGUGAUAGUAGAGGAUAAUGGAGAACCGGAGGUAAAAGAUGAGAAAGAAGAAGAGAGCGGGAGAGCACCAGACCACCCAGAGUUUGCUUCCUCAGAGGAUCACGGGGAAGGCUGUUCAUUAGAAGUCCAUAGAGAUCAGGCCCAACCUGAAGGUGCCACAGUCGGGCUUCAGCAGCAUGAUGAGAGGAUGAAAACAGAAGAGGAGACCCAUGAAAAGCCAGCUGGAGAUUCCCCCUCCUCAGUGCCUGAAGGUGACGAAAGCACAGACGGCCUUCAAGAUUCUUCUACAAAGCCAGAAACAGUGGAAAGCCAAGAAGGCCCAGACACAGACACAUCUAGCAUAACUCAGCCUGGGGAACAGGUCCAGAGCCAGCAAUUGGAAGCAGCAAAUAUACAGCAAGAGAUCACUGAAUAAAAACAAUAUAAUGGUGAUAAAGUAAUGAAACAGCCAGCACUGCUUGCCUUGCUUAGUCUCACAGAUGCAUUGUAGUCAUUAGAUAUAACAGCCUCGCUAUGGGUGGAGCUCCAAUAAAGCACUAGCAUGUGAAAACAAUAAA